Maylandia zebra (zebra mbuna) is the source of this 1611-nucleotide messenger RNA. The record is from RefSeq and is a predicted model, not a curated record. NCBI's taxonomy places the organism in Eukaryota, Metazoa, Chordata, Actinopteri, Cichliformes, Cichlidae.
AUGCGCAAUGACAUAGGCAAUGACAUAGGCAAUGACAUAGGCAAUGACAUAGGCACGGGUAUAGGCACUGGUCUAGGCAAUGACAUAGGCAAUGACAUAGGCACGGGUAUAGGCACUGGUCUAGGCAAUGACAUAGGCAAUGACAUAGGCACGGGUAUAGGCACUGGUCUAGGCAAUGACAUAGGCAAUGACAUAGGCAAUGACAUAGGCACGGGUAUAGGCACUGGUCUAGGCAAUGACAUAGGCAAUGACAUAGGCAAUGACAUAGGCACGGGUAUAGGCACUGGUCUAGGCAAUGACAUAGGCAAUGACAUAGGCAAUGACAUAGGCACGGGUAUAGGCACUGGUCUAGGCAAUGACAUAGGCAAUGACAUAGGCAAUGACAUAGGCACGGGUAUAGGCACUGGUCUAGGCAAUGACAUAGGCAAUGACAUAGGCAAUGACAUAGGCACGGGUAUAGGCACUGGUCUAGGCAAUGACAUAGGCAAUGACAUAGGCACUGACAUAGACACAAGUGCAAAGGAAAUCAAAGAGGAAGCUUCAAACGCAGGGGAGGCAGCAAGCUUAGAGGAGGAGGUCGAUGUAAAAAACGAAGCAAGUUUAGACGAAGAGGCCCAGGUAGAAAAGGAAGCAAGCUUGGACGAGGAGGCCGACGUCAAAAAGGCAGCAAGCUUAGACGAAGAGGCCCAGGUAGAAAAGGAAGCAAGCUUGGACGAAGAGGCCGACGUCAAAAAGGCAGCAAGCUUAGACGAAGAGGCCCAGGUAGAAAAGGAAGCAAGCUUGGACGAGGAGGCCGACGUCAAAAAGGCAGCAAGCUUAGACGAAGAGGCCCAGGUAGAAAAGGAAGCAAGCUUGGACGAGGAGGCCGACGUCAAAAAGGCAGCAAGCUUAGACGAAGAGGCCCAGGUAGAAAAGGAAGCAAGCUUGGACGAGGAGGCCGACGUCAAAAAGGCAGCAAGCUUAGACGAAGAGGCCCAGGUAGAAAAGGAAGCAAGCUUGGACGAGGAGGCCGACGUCAAAAAGGCAGCAAGCUUAGACGAAGAGGCCCAGGUAGAAAAGGAAGCAAGCUUGGACGAGGAGGCCGACGUCAAAAAGGCAGCAAGCUUAGACGAAGAGGCCCAGGUAGAAAAGGAAGCAAGCUUGGACGAAGAGGCCGACGUCAAAAAGGCAGCAAGCUUAGACGAAGAGGCCCAGGUAGAAAAGGAAGCAAGCUUGGACGAGGAGGCCGACGUCAAAAAGGCAGCAAGCUUAGACGAAGAGGCCCAGGUAGAAAAGGAAGCAAGCUUGGACGAGGAGGCCGACGUCAAAAAGGCAGCAAGCUUAGACGAAGAGGCCCAGGUAGAAAAGGAAGCAAGCUUGGACGAGGAGGCCGACGUCAAAAAGGCAGCAAGCUUAGACGAAGAGGCCCAGGUAGAAAAGGAAGCAAGCUUGGACGAGGAGGCCGACGUCAAAAAGGCAGCAAGCUUAGACGAAGAGGCCCAGGUAGAAAAGGAAGCAAGCUUGGACGAGGAGGCCGACGUCAAAAAGGCAGCAAGCUUAGACGAAGAGGCCCAGGUAGAAAAGGAAGCAAGCUUGGACGAGAGGCCGACGUCAAAAAGGCAGCAAGCUUAG